Eurypyga helias (sunbittern) is the source of this 1281-nucleotide messenger RNA. RefSeq names its product la-related protein 6-like. Gene Ontology annotation, biological process: RNA processing. Gene Ontology annotation, cellular component: nucleus. The coding region runs from base 1 to 1281 and encodes 426 amino acids. The transcript has 3 exons. Gene Ontology annotation, molecular function: mRNA binding. The record is from RefSeq and is a predicted model, not a curated record. Lineage: Eukaryota; Metazoa; Chordata; Aves; Eurypygiformes; Eurypygidae.
AUGGCGGUGCUGCCUGCGGAGCUGCAGCCAGGCACCAGCCUGCCCAUGGGGGAGAUGCCACCAGCCAGGAGCUUCUGCAACACGAGCAAUGUUUUGGGGGCUGAUCUGCUGGGCUGCAGCUACUCCAUUGCUGACCCGCAGCUGGUCCGGAGGAUUGUGUCCCAGGUGGAGUUCUACCUCUCUGAUGAGAACCUGGCCAAGGAUGCCUUCCUCCUGAAACAUGUCCAGAAGAACAAGAUGGGCUUUGUCAGCAUCAAACUGCUGACAUCCUUCAAGAAGGUCAAAUACCUGACCCGUGACUGGCGGCUCACGCUCUAUGCCCUGCAGUUCUCGGAGCUGCUGGAGGUGAAUGAGGAGGGCACCAAAGUGAGGCGGCGGGUCCCUGUCCCCGAGUCCUUGCUGAGCAUCCCUCCCAGCAAACUGCUGCUGGCCUGGGAGCUGCUGCCCCAGGAGCAGGACACACUGAUGCCACUUCAGAAGAACUUCCUGGAGACCAUCACAAGGAUGUUCAGCCCCUUUGGAGCCAUCGCCUCCAUCCGCAUCCUGAGGCCGGGCCGCAAGCUACCCUCCGAUGUACGGAAAUACACGUCACGUUUCCCUGAGCUGCUGAGCAAGUGCUGCGCGCUGGUGGAGUACGAGAGCUUGGAGAGUGCCCGCAGGGCCUUUGAGGACCUCUGUCACCAAAGCUUCCCAGGCGGUGAGAGCAUCAGGGUAGUCCGACUCUGCGGGAAGGGCCUCAAGAAGAAACCUGGGGCUGAGAAGGAAGUGGCAGAGCAGCUGGUGAAGCACCCAGGUUGGGAGGAGAAGGCAGUGGCCACAGCGUUUCCCUAUACCAACGGGGACACCCUGCUCCGCAGCUCUUUGGAGUCAGAGGGUACCCCAGCAUCACUGCCCUUCCUCCUGAAAAAGGACCCCCCAGCAGCCACCUGGCCCAGCAGCAACUUGAAGCCCGGUGACUUGGACAAGGCCUUCACCGGAUCGCUCUUCGCUAGCAAAGUCUUCCCUCCGCUCGGAAAAGGCUUAGGCACAAGCAGCUGCCGUGGGCUCUGCUCCAGCACCGAGAGCCCCUGCGGCUGGGGGUGUGGGGCGAGUGCCUGGGCAGCCUGGUGCAGCAGACCUUCUCUGGAUGCCAAACCUCCUCCUGGAUAUCGCCCACCAGCAACGGGAGUGCCUGAGCCCCUUUUCCUGUGGGACAGGCUGCUUCGUGUGCCCAAUGGCCCUGAUGGCACCAAGGGCCUCAGCAGCACCUUUGGGAGAGGAGAGCCCAUCCAACAGAACUAA